Messenger RNA from Poecile atricapillus (Black-capped chickadee), 2176 nucleotides. Its product is annotated as methanethiol oxidase-like. The transcript has 13 exons. The record is from RefSeq and is a predicted model, not a curated record. The coding region runs from base 583 to 2004 and encodes 473 amino acids. Gene Ontology annotation, molecular function: protein binding; selenium binding. NCBI's taxonomy places the organism in Eukaryota, Metazoa, Chordata, Aves, Passeriformes, Paridae.
UGAGGAGGAGAGACCGGGAAACUUCCCGAACCGGGCUGGGGCGACGCUGCCCGCACCUCUGCUCAUGGAAAACCGCAGGAUCAGCAUCCCGGAGCAGCCUCUGGCCGAUCCCCGGGACCGGGAUCCUCCUCCUCCCGUCAGGAUCAGCAUCCCGGAGCAGCCUCGGCGCUGCCGCGGGCUCAGCUCCUGCCAGCCCCGGGCGCGGCCGCUGGGCCCGAGGCUCGGGCCGGGCUUUGGGGGUGCCCCGGGCCCGGCUGUGCUGAGGCCGCUGCGGGUGCGGAGCCGCCGGGAUGGUGAGGCCGGGAUGAUCAGGCGGGCCCGGCGGCCUCUGAGGUUCGGGAGCUGCAGGGAGCAGCAGAUUUGGGCCCAGAUUGGCGGCGAGAAGCCGCAGCGCGGGGCCGGCACCUCCCAAGCGCUGGGCAGCCCCUCCCUGGGCUUGGCCCAGCUCCCCCCACCCUUUGUCCCGGGAUAAAAGGGCCCCGCGAGCAGCCUGGGCACGGCACAGCCGCUCCAGCAGCCCCGAGCCAGCAGCAGCCCCUGAGCUCCAGCUCCUCCGGCACCGGGACCCCCAGAGCCGCAGCCAUGGACAGAUGCAGAGCUCCGUGCUACGAGUACCCCUCGUGCCCCGACGUGCUGAAAGCCCCGAGGGAGGAGGUCGCCUACGUGACCUGCACCUACAGGAGCACGGGCAUCGAGCAGCCCGAUUUCCUGGCCACCGUGGACCUCAACCCGCGCUCCUGCCACUACGGCCAGGUGAUCCAGCGCCUGCCCAUGCCCAACCUCAAGGACGAGCUGCACUGCGCGGGCUGGGGCCCCGCCUGCGGCUGCUUCGAGAGCGGCGCCGCGGCCAAAAGGACCAAGCUGGUCCUGCCCGGCCUCAUCUCCUCCCGCAUCUACGUGGUGGAUGUGGGCUCCCAGUGCCGGGCGCCUCGCAUCUGCAAGAUGAUCGAGCCCGUGGAUGUGUUCUGGAAGUGCAACAAGGGUUACCUGGCUACCACCCACGCCCUGCCCAACGGCGACAUCCUGAUCGCCAACAUGGGCGACCCCGCCGGCAACAGCAAAGGUGGUUUCGUGGUGCUGGACGGAGAGACCUUCGAGCUGAAGGGGAACUGGGAGAACGAGUGUGAGGUUCCCCAUAGCGGCUGCGACUUCUGGUACCAAGCCCGGCACAACGUCCUGGUCAGCUCGGCCGGGCUGGCGCCCAAAGUGGCCGGGAGAGGCUUCAGCCCCGACGACUUCAAGAAAGGGGUGUUCGGCCGCCGCCUGAACGUGUGGAACUUGUCGUGCCGCAGCCUGACGCAGUGCUUCGACCUGGGCGAGGAUUCUCUGCCGCUCAACGUGCGCUUCCUGCACAGCCCCGAGGCGGCCGAGGGCUACGUGGGCUGUGCCCUGAGCGGGGCCAUCUUCCGCCUCUAUAAACCCUGCGAGAGAGAGAACUGGGCAGUGGAGGAGGUGAUCCGGAUCCCGGCCAAGGACGUGUCGGGCUGGAUCAUGCCCAAGAUGCCCGCCUUCAUCGCCGACCUCAUCAUCAGCCCGGACGAUCGGUUCCUGUACGUGAGCAAUUGGCUGCACGGGGACAUCCGGCAGUACGAGCUGGCCAGGAACUGCAAGCCCCGGCUGGUGGGGCAGGUGUUCGUGGGGGGCAGCAUCCUGCGAGGGGGCCCCGUCAGCGUCUGCAGGGACGAGGAGCUCAAGUGCCAGCCCGAGCCACUGGUGGUGAAGUGCAAGCGCGUGUUCGGCGGCCCCGCCGCGCUGCAGCUGAGCCUGGACGGGAAGAGGCUCUACGUGACCAACUCCUUGUUCAGCACCUGGGACCGGCAGUUCUACCCCAGCCUGGUCAAGGAGGGCUCGGUGAUGCUGCAGCUGGACGUGGACACGGACAAGGGCGGGCUGGCGGUGAACAAGAACUUCCUGGUGGAUUUCGGCAAGGAGCAGCACGGGCCGUGCCUGGCGCACGAGAUUCGCUUCGCCGGCGGCGACUCCAAAACCGAUAUCCUGGCCUGAGCGAGCCCCGGGAGCGCCGCCCGCCCCUCCCGGCAGCGCUGCCAGGCCCGGCCUCGGGGCUCCGGGGGGAUCCCGGGCGCUGGGGGGACCUGGAUGGGGCUUGGGGUGCGCUGGGUGAGGGUUGGGGUGCGCUGGGUGAGGGUUUGGGGUGUCCUGGGUGAAGGUUUGGGGU